Messenger RNA from Pleuronectes platessa (European plaice), 2706 nucleotides. It is a transcript of the gene rims4, whose product is annotated as regulating synaptic membrane exocytosis 4. Gene Ontology annotation, cellular component: presynaptic membrane; cytoskeleton of presynaptic active zone. The record is from RefSeq and is a predicted model, not a curated record. NCBI's taxonomy places the organism in Eukaryota, Metazoa, Chordata, Actinopteri, Pleuronectiformes, Pleuronectidae. Gene Ontology annotation, molecular function: small GTPase binding; transmembrane transporter binding. The coding region runs from base 418 to 1068 and encodes 216 amino acids. The transcript has 5 exons. Gene Ontology annotation, biological process: calcium ion-regulated exocytosis of neurotransmitter; regulation of synaptic plasticity; positive regulation of synaptic transmission.
AAACGAGGCCCCACAGCAGAUACACAAACAUUUUCCGAAUUUUACGCAGAUGUUGAUGAAUGCCCUAGAGACGGUGGAACAUUUAUUCUGAAGUGGUCUUUUAUACGGAUCCACGGCUGAAUUUAAUUGGUUGUUUCGUGGGUCACGGCCCAACCCUCCAUAAAAUUUCAAGGAAAUCUGUUCAGUUGCUUUUUUACUAAUUCUGGCAACGAAAACACAACCUCCUCAGCGAAGGGAAUGUUCCUAAAAUAACAACGAGUUCACCUCAAAUCAUUUCAAGGACGAUUCUGUUUUCUCUACUUGCGCUGCGCUGUUUUCACAAGUGUGUUUGUGUUGGUUUCACCCACAGUGGACACGGACGGCAGGAAGUUGAAGGGAGGCAUCCAGAGGAGCACAGAGACGGGUCUGGCUGUGGAGAUGCCGAGUCGGACGGUCCGUCAGGCCAGCCACGAGUCCAUAGAGGACAGCAUGAACAGCUACGGCUCCGAGGGCAACCUGAACUACAGCGGCAUGUGUCUGGCGUCUGAUGCUCAGUUCAGUGACUUCCUGGAUGGGAUGGGACCCGCCCAGUUCGUCGGGCGACAGACGCUGGCGACCAACUCCAUGGGCGAUGUAGAGAUCGGCCUGAUGGAGAGGAACGGAGGUCUGGAGGUGGAGGUCGUCCAGGCCAGAGGACUCACCAUGAAACCGGGAUCGAAGGGACCUCCAGCGGCCUACAUCAAAGUUUACCUCCUGGAGAACGGCAGCUGCGUGGCCAAGAAGAAGACCAAGUCGGUGAGGAAGAGUCUGGAUCCGCUCUACAACCAGGUCCUGGUCUUCUCUGAGAGCCCACAGGGGAAAGUGGUGCAGGUGAUCGUUUGGGGAAACUAUGGACGAAUGGACCGCAAAUGCUUCAUGGGUGUAGCUCGAAUCCUAUUGGAGGAGCUGGACCUGAGCACGAUGGUGAUUGGCUGGUACAAGCUCUUCCCUACCUCCUCCAUGGUGGACCCAACAAUGGCGCCACUUAUUCGCCACUCGUCCCAGAUGUCCCUGGAGAGCACCAUCGGGCCAUGUUGCGAGCGAUCCUAGGACUCACGCAGAGAUGUGUAUUUUUAGUUGUUGAGAGAUGCUAUUGCUGUUCGGACACAUUUUUUAAUACAGCCUGUCGACCUGCUCCAGGUUGGACCGGGGGGGAACUGCCCCUGGAGCGGGUAGUUGUUCAGUAUCUUACACAACGGCACUUCGACAAGUCCAACCACACCAGGGAAUGAAUCACUCCCCUCAUCUGGAAAUUAUUUUACAAAUCAGUAGGUAAUCCUGGCGCUCCCUGGAAACGCACUGUAUUUCUUUUGAUAUCGUGUCGGCCUGUUUUCCAGAGACUCGUGGGAUGCACAUUUCUUUUGUUGUUGCAACAGAUCGCCCCUCAGACUUACAAGAACUUUUUGCUCAAAAAAACACCACUUAAUGAGAAGACUUCAAAGGGGGGGGGCUCAGUUGCCGACAUCGAUCACAUCCUGUUGGGACCACGAUACACCGCAGGCUCGGCUUUGCUUCAGCUACGCGCCUUCUUCACAGCUACCUUUGAUUCUCACUCCCAGGACUGCUUGUUGUCUUUCAGUGUCCUCAUGAAGGGGCUGGGUGGCCCCCUGAGUGUUUUUCUGUCCAUCCACCAGACUGGGAAGAGUGGGAGACUGUCCUCAGAUAGUUUGAGACACCAGCCUCCCAGUUUGCAGGAGCAUGGGGUCAACCGGUUGUACGUGAAUUCAUCUGCGCGCCGCAGGACUAAAGAAGACUUCCAGAGAAGGACAAGACUCAUUUGUUGUAACCAACCCGAGACGUCUUGGUUUCGAACACAUUGACUUGAGCAGUUUUUCGUAUGUUCUCUGUCACACAUUCGGCCCCUUCGGUGUUCUGCUGGUUUUCUAUCCUCCCAGUUUGUUAGCACUGUAGAAACAAUGCUGUUUACCUGCACUGCCAGCUGUUCCAUUGGUUCCUGGGUGGAUCUGCUCAGUUCACAAGCAAGUUCUGAGUUCCAAAAGACCAUGUGCCAUAAUGCUCGAAGGGCCUGUACAUUUUCAUUGCAAUCGAUGAAGACAUUAGCUGAUUUAAGUGAUUAUAGUCAUUUUGGGGGACAGGGCACUUUGAAAGGCUCAUUUAUGCUCAACAUUAGAUAUGGAACCAAAUGGAGCCGUCUUACGAACACAGAAGAAACAGACUAAACAGAGCAGCACCACCAGAAAAAAAUAUCAUCUCUUGUCCUACGUCAAUGCAGCAACAAUGAGCCUUAAGUCGAAUCAGGAAGUGUUACGUUUGGCUGGAAUGAAAACGACUCAUGUGGAAAAUUGUGAUUCAAGACCCUAGUUUACCUGGUGGCUCGUCAAAAUUUGAAAUCUGAUGGUUUGAACCACUUCAGCAGGAGAUUCUGUUUGAGCCAAAAGGGAUUAAUUGAAAUUCGUAUUAAAUAUAAAAGACCCAGAACUUUUUUUCUCACAUGUGCAUUGGUGCAUAUCAACAGAAGGCCAACAUGCAAACACUGUAACUUCAGAUAUCAGGUGUUGCAUCUUGAAUCUGUCUUAAUCUUUUGCAUUUAAAACAGUAUUUGACGGGAAUUACAAUUCUAAGAUCUUGCCACUGAAAUGUGUGACUAUCUGGUCUUUAAACAGUCUUGAGCCAGCCAGGUUUCAAUUGGCUCUGAACUCCACUCGGUUGUGCAGAUUACAUCAAAUG